GGCAGUGAGCUGGGACAAUAGGAGGGCUCACCUCAUUCAUUCCCGUCUCUCAGGGACCACGGUGUUUUAUUGCUUUGUGUAGAGCCUUGUAAACCUCUUUCGUAGGUUUUGUCCAUGUUUGUUGUUGUUGUUCCAGGUGAGAGUAAAUCUGGUUUCUAUUACUCCAUCCUGACCAGAACCCUAAUUCCCCUGAGAUGGGGUUGAACCAGGCUCUGUCUUGCCACACAGCUACCUUUGAACACACUGAGGCUGAGCGCAGCUCACAUUCCAUCCGGUGUAUUUUUAUUGCUGUGCCACGUUUGACCUCUGGAAACCUGAGUUUAUCUCUUGUGCUAUGAGAAGAAUGCGGCAAAACAUGUAUUUUCUGUUCAGAAAUCUUAAUAUUGCCCCCCAUUGAAUUCGUUAGGAAUGCGGCAGUAGCCAAUCAUAAAUGCCCACCUGAGUGAUUCUGGAGUCAUUUAAAGAAACAUCCACUCAAAAGUGGUUUUGCCCCAAGAGAGCGAGCACUCAGGAGCCUGUGCGGGGUGGAGGUGCUCCACCGUGGAGCUGGUUGGCAUCCACAGCCACUGGGACGCUGCCAGAGCCCAGGCCUGCGUCACACCCUGCCCAGAGGCACACCUGCCUGCUCAAGGCAGCCAGGGCUGGCUCACGGUGUGCUUGUCACUGUGUGAAGCCUGUUUCUUCACCGCCUCGUCUUUAUUCUGCUUUGUAAGUGAGGCAGGAGCAUGAAAUGCUGCUGGCAGAGGAAUAUCUAAGUUACCUCCUAAAUGGCUCUACUUUGAACCUGCUGGGCAAGGAAAAGAUUUUCAAGGAAACCAUCUACCGUGUGCGAGCCCCUGCCGGCCAAUCCCAGACCCCAGCGCGGAGCCAGGCGCCUGUGCCUGCCAACCCUCAGCACCCUCCUCGGAGAGGCUGGUGGCAUCAGGAAACCCCUGGCCAGCCUCCACCUGAGCCCAGUGACCUCAGCUUUAAGGAUGGAGUCAGGCAGGGGGUCCUCAACCCCUCCAGGACCCAUUGCUGCCCUAGGGGUGCCAGAUACUGGACCUGGCAGUUCCUCCCUGGGGAAGCUCCAAGCGCUCCCCGUUGGGCCCAGGGCCCACUGUGGGGAUCCUGGCAGCCCAGCUGCAGCAGGGGACGGCUCUCUAGACACGGGCCCCACGGGAGACCAGAGUGGUAGCUUAAAGAUCCCCAACCGGGACAGCGGGAUCGACAGUCCAUCCUCCAGUGUGGCUGGAGAGAACUUCCCCUGCGAGGAGGGCUUGGAGGCUGGCCCAAGCCCCACUGUGCUGGGGGCACACCCAGAGAUGACCCUGGACAGCCAGGUCCCGAAGGUCACCCCCCAGGAGGAGGCCGACAGCGACGUGGGUGAGGAACCUGACCCUGAGAACACCCCCCAGAAGGCUGACGAGGACGCCAGCCUGGCCCAGCACUCUGGCCCGCAGAAGCUUCUCCACAUUGCCCAGGAGCUCCUGCACACCGAGGAGACCUAUGUGAGGCGGCUGCACCUGCUGGACCAGGUUUUCUGCACCAGGCUGACGGAUGCGGGGAUCCCUCCAGAAGUCAUCACGGGCAUAUUCUCUAACAUCUCUUCCAUCCACCGCUUCCACGGGCAGUUCCUGCUGCCGGAGCUGAAGACGCGGAUCACGGAGGAGUGGGACACAAACCCACGGCUCGGGGACAUCCUGCAGAAGCUGGCCCCAUUCCUAAAGAUGUACGGCGAGUACGUUAAGAACUUUGACCGAGCCGUGGGGCUGGUGAGCACGUGGACCCAGCGCUCCCCACUGUUUAAGGACGUCAUCCACAGCAUCCAGAAGCAGGAGGUGUGUGGAAACCUGACGCUGCAGCACCACAUGCUGGAGCCCGUGCAGAGGGUCCCCCGGUACGAGCUGCUGCUCAAGGACUAUCUGAAGAGGCUCCCGGAGGACGCCCCAGACCGGAAGGACGCGGAGAGGUCCUUGGAGCUUAUCUCCACAGCCGCCAACCACUCUAAUGCUGCCAUUCGGAAAGUGGAGAAAAUGCACAAGCUCUUGGAGGUGUACGAGCAGCUGGGUGGGGAAGAGGACAUUGUCAACCCGGCCAAUGAGCUGAUCAAGGAGGGCCAAAUCCAGAAGCUGUCAGCCAAGAACGGCACCGCCCAGGACCGCCACCUCUUCCUGUUCAACAGCAUGAUCCUUUACUGCGUGCCCAAGUUGCGGCUCAUGGGCCAGAAGUUCAGCGUCCGGGAGAAGAUGGACAUCUCAGGCCUCCAGGUGCAGGAUAUCGUCAAGCCGAACACAGCACAUACAUUUAUCAUAACGGGAAGGAAAAGGUCCCUGGAGCUGCAGACGCGGACAGAGGAAGAGAAGAAAGAAUGGAUUCAGAUCAUCCAGGCCACCAUUGAGAAGCACAAGCAGAACAGUGAGACCUUCAAGGCUUUCGGUGGCGCCUUCAGCCAGGAUGAGGACCCCAGCCUCUCUCCAGACGUGCCUAUCACGAGCACCAGCCCUCUGGAGUCUGUGGUGACCACCGAAGGCAGUUCAGGUGCAGCAGGGCUCGAGCCCAGAAAACUAUCCUCUAAGACCAGACGUGACAAGGAGAAGCAGAGCUGUAAGAGCUGUGGCGAGACCUUCAACUCCAUCACGAAGAGGAGGCAUCACUGCAAGCUAUGCGGGGUGGUCAUCUGUGGGAAGUGCUCCGAGUUCAAGGCCGAGAACAGCCGGCAGAGCCGCGUCUGCAGAGAGUGCUUCCUGACACAGCCAGUGGCCCCCGAGAGCCCCAGCCCCGAGGCUCCGGCCGAGCCCAAGCAGAGCACAGAGAAGACACCCGCUGCAGACCCCCAGCCCAGCCUGCUCUGCGGCCCCCUGCAGCUGUCAGACAGCGGUGAGACCUGGAGCGAGGUGUGGGCCGCCAUCCCCACGUCGGAUCCCCAGGUGCUGCACCUGCAGGGAGGCAGCCAGGACGGCCGGCUGCCCCGCACCAUCCCUCUCCCCGGCUGCAAACUGAGUGUGCCGGACCCUGAGGAGAGGCUGGACUCCGGGCAUGUGUGGAAGCUGCAGUGGGCCAAGCAAUCCUGGUACCUGAGCGCCCCCUCCGCAGAGCUGCAGCAGCGAUGGCUGGAGACCCUGAACACUGCUGCCCGUGGGGACACGGCCCAGGACAGCCCGGGGACCCUGCAGCCUCAGGUCCCUAUGGGCACAGCUGCUCCGUGAGCUGAGUCUCCCGCUGCCCUGCACUCCACCACAUCGGGCCUGUGGUCUCCUGGGAGGUGGCGUCAGAGGCCAGAUGAAGAGCGCCCUGGACUGCUGAGGGUGGGCCAACAGCCCAGAGCUCAGGAUACUUGGCUUUGGAGGGAAGGAAACUGAGGCCCAGAGAGGGGCAGCCACUGGCCAAGGGUCACCCAGCAAGUCUUGGCUAAGAGCCUGGCCUCCAGCCCCAGCAGUGUGGCCCAGAGCAGGGGCUGACUGCCACAGUAACCAUCAUCCAUACGGGUCGUGUGGUGAUGCUGGCCCAGAAGGCAGAAGGAGGCAGCAUGGGCACUGCCAGGGACAGCCACAUCCGGCCGGUCUGCAGUGUGGUCCACCCCCGCCUCUGCCCAGCCUGUCUACACCGUGUGAGCUGAAUCAUGACUCGCUUCCCACCUCCCUUCUCUGUCCUCUCCUGAAGUCCUGCCUCCAGCCCCCAGGAGGUGGACCUGCCGCGUCCUAGCUGGACUCACGGUUCCUAAAUAACUGCACUCGGAAGCUCUGCUGGGACUUACCCCAGCCACUGAGUGGCAGACGCAUGAGAUUUGUGGCUGUUCCUGAUGCUGGUGGCACACAGUGCUUAUCUGCAUAAAUAAACACUGGCCACCGGCAGUGGCGCAGCCUCA
This is a messenger RNA of Macaca mulatta (Rhesus monkey), 3847 nucleotides long. It is a transcript of the gene FGD3, whose product is annotated as FYVE, RhoGEF and PH domain containing 3. Gene Ontology annotation, molecular function: metal ion binding; guanyl-nucleotide exchange factor activity. Gene Ontology annotation, cellular component: cytoplasm. The record is from RefSeq and is a predicted model, not a curated record. Gene Ontology annotation, biological process: filopodium assembly; cytoskeleton organization. NCBI's taxonomy places the organism in Eukaryota, Metazoa, Chordata, Mammalia, Primates, Cercopithecidae.